AUGUCGGGCGUCGUGGGCCGUGAGGCCGGUGAGCGCGACCCGCUCCUGCUGCGCGAGCGCAUCGUACCCGAUGACCAGCUGGCUCUGUUGCGUUCCCGCACGCGCGCCGACUCCAAGAUCGCAAAGUUCUACGAGGCACAGAACGGCCACAUCGACCGCCUCCUCAAGCCCAUCCACGUCCACUCUGCCGAGGGCGCCGAGGCGGCCGACAGCAUGGCUCUCAAAGUCAAGAUUGCCGUCAACGUUUCAUUCGCCGCCAACAUCAUCUUGGCAGGCGUGCAGCUGUAUGCGGCCAUCAGCUCCAUGUCCAUCGCCCUGUUCGCGUCAUGUGUCGACGCCGUGUUCGACCCGUUCGCAAAUCUCCUUCUCUGGGUUGCGCAUCGCGCCUCCACACGCGCCAACCACGAGAAGUGGCCUAUGGGCGGGUCCCGCUUCGAGACCAUCGGCAACAUCGUGUACUCGUUCAUCAUGAUGGCGGUCAACCUUAUCCUUAUCGUCGAGGCCAUCAAGCAGUUCGCCACGCACAGUGGCGACGAGACCAAAGAGUUCCACCUCGUCCCGCUCAUCUGUGUGUGCAUUGCGUGGGGCGUCAAGUUCCUUCUCUUCCUCUACUGCUUCGCGAUUCGCAGCGCCAGCUCCCAAGUCCAGGUGCUGUGGGAGGACCACCGGAACGAUCUCUUCGCCAACGGCUUCGCUAUUCUCGCGAAUGCCGGUGGUGCCAAGCUCGCAUGGUGGAUUGACCCCAUGGGCGGCUCCGUCAUCGCGCUGGCGAUCAUCGGCGUGUGGUGCCGCACAGCGUAUGAGCAGUUCACGUUCCUCGCCGGCAUCACGGCGCAGCCUGACUACGUCUCUCUCGUCACCUACAAGGCCAUGACCUUCUCGGAUGACAUCAAGAUGGUCGACACUGUGCGCGUUUAUCACUCUGGUCCCAACUUUGUUGUCGAGGUUGACAUCGUCCUCGACCCGCACAUGCCACUGUGGCGCGCGCACGACAUCUCGCAGGAUCUGCAGGACCAGAUUGAGGCUCUUCCCGACGUCGACCGGUGCUUCGUCCACGUCGACCACGAAGUGACGCAUGCACCGGAGCAUCGCAAGAAGCAGUAG
Messenger RNA from Cutaneotrichosporon oleaginosum, 1104 nucleotides. RefSeq lists its product as uncharacterized. Lineage: Eukaryota; Fungi; Basidiomycota; Tremellomycetes; Trichosporonales; Trichosporonaceae. Gene Ontology annotation, cellular component: membrane. Gene Ontology annotation, molecular function: monoatomic cation transmembrane transporter activity. Gene Ontology annotation, biological process: transmembrane transport; monoatomic cation transport. The record is from RefSeq and is a predicted model, not a curated record.